GCUCCGCUGGACUCAGUACUUUUAUGCUCGUACGGUCUUGUGUUGACGAGGUGUACGGGUCACAUGAGGAGGUGGAGAGAAGGAGAGGCUCAAAUAGAAGAAAAUAGGCUUUUUGACAGCUAGCCCGAAGCUAACAGGGGCAGAGGAAACGCAGCAGGAAGAGCGACUUAUAUUCGACCAGGAGGAGCAGAAAGGGCCCAGCUGUUGUGAGGAAUCUACUGUAAGACUCGACCCUUACCAUGGAGUAAAUACUGAGGAAAACUUGGUGCAUUCUUGAAGAUAUCUGCCAUUACCGGUGGAAAGGACACGUUGUCAGAAAGUUGGACAACAUGGUGUUAUGGUCUGAUCCUGUACAAAUGCAGAUUAGCUCAUGACUGGGAAAGAAUGAAGUAAUUCUAGUGGAUUGUACUGCCUUUUGGUUGGAGGAGGAGGGUGCCACUUUGCUGGUGCCAUGGCAUCCAAGGAGAGAUUGUACGAGGUGUGGAUGCUAUACUCCACUAAGAGGGAUCCAGACUACUUGAAGUUAUGGCUGGAGAUUUUCGUCAGCUCCUACGAAAGAUGCCUGAAUGUGGAUUUCGAAAAGGCACCAACCAGGCCAGAGGAGCUGCCCCCAGUGCUGACCUUGCUCCCAGACAACAUCCUUCAGGUUUUACGUCACCAGCUGCUUCAGUGCGUCCAAAAGGCUUCAGACGGUCUGGAGCCAGAGCAGCAGAACCUCGCUCUGCUCCUCCUCAAGUUCCUCAUCCUCGUGUGCAGGAAUUUGUCCAAUGUGGAGGAGAUCGGCACCUGCUCCUACAUCAAUCACAUUAUCAACAUGACCACCCUUUACAUUCAGCAGUUGAAAAGUAAGACCAAAGAGAAGGAAAUGGUGGACCAGAGCCAGGCUGAAGAGUUUGUCCGUCACGCUUUGGCUUUCUGUGAGAGUCUGUACGACCCAUAUCACAACUGGAGGCACCGGACCAGCGGGGAGCAGGUUGGGACGGUGGAGCGGAGCAGACAGAAGUACAAGGCAGCACCUCUCACUGUGGAGUUUGUUCCUUUCUUUUAUCAGUGCUUCCAGGAGAGUGAGCAUCUGAAGGAGAGUUUAAAGUGCUGUUUGCUUCACCUCUUUGGGGCCAUAGUAGCAGGAGAUCAGAGAAACGCACUGCUCGCCAUCUCCCCAGCCACUAUGGAGGUCCUGAUGCGCGUGCUGGGGGACUGCUCGCUCGGCAGCUGCCCCACGGACGAAGGCGAGGACUGGGACAGCGAGGCACCGGACCGAAAGGCCCUGCUGACUCUGGGCUGUCUGCGGGAGGUGGUACAGCGCCUCCUAGCGUCCAGCUCGGAUCAGCGCCAAGUGGAGAUCGCGUCCGUUUUGGAGAAUUAUUUCAAGUUGCUAAAUUCGGAUCCGGCUGCAGUUGUGGCUUCGAAACAGCAGCAGCAGCAAAAACAGGGGAAGGGAAAACUACCAACGCUGGGGAGACACUGGGAGAGCAGAUUUGUAGCACUUCAAGUUCAUAUGUUAGACACUAUCAGAGACAUGUUCCUGUGCUCGGAUCGUCCCGUUCUACAGGCCAUCUUCCUCAACAGUAACUGCUUUGAGCAUCUCACCAGACUCCUACAAAACAGCAAGCUCAUAAAUGCUAGGAGCACCACCGCCGACAAGGACCAGAAAGAUAUAACGAACACCAUGUUACUGUCAGGAGAGAGGGACACCCAGGUGUUUCAGGGAAGACUGGACUCACUCGCGGUUGCAACUAUUAAGGCGUUAACGACAGUAAUGCACAAAUCACCAGCCGCAAAGGAGGUGUUCAAGGAGAGGAUAGGCUAUAAUCAUUUAUUUGAAAUCCUGAUCUCUCUGGGGCAGCCGUCACGCCACCUCCUCAAAGAGCUCAUGAACAUGGCGGUGGAAGGAGAGCACACUUCAGUCGGUCUCUUGGGCAUCAGUAACGUGGACCCUCUCCUCCUCCUCGUCCAGUGGCUUCCCGAACUCGACUCUUGUGAACUCCAGCUCUUCACCGCCGAUUGGGUCAGACGCCUCAGCUGCUUAAACCGCCAAACCCGAGCCACCUGUGUCAACGCCUCCAUGGUCAAACGCGCUCUAUCUGCUCUCAAACGCCACCAGAGACUACACAGAUCAUGCGGCGAGAGUUUACUGGGACUACUGGGGUCUUUGGGGUCUCAGUCUCUAAGUACACACGAACUAUUGGAGUUUUUAAGGCUUUUACGACCGCCAGACUCAACGCAAGCACAUCCGUAUGUAGGACCAGCGCUGAAAGCUCUUCUGACCAUGGUACGGAAGCAGGGGUUGGAAAGUGCAAUGCAGUAUUUCGAUUUGUCCCACGCUAUGGCCGGGAUUUCGGUGCCAACGGUGCAGAGGUGGCCCGGGUCUGCGUUCAGUUUUCUGGCCUGGCUUUCUCUGGACCAGGAGCAACUCGGACCCACCAGUAAAGACAAGCGGAAACAGCUCUACAGUUUCUUCUCCGCGGGGGGCACUGGGUUUGAGGCCUUCAUCUCGGCAGCGGGGGUCCUGGUGGUGGCCGUCUGCACCAAAAAGGAGUAUGUGACUGUGAUGCUUCCUGACUACUGCUUCUGUGACUCGCUAUGGCACAGUAUUGGUGUGGUGCAUGUACCCGGAAAGAGGCCGUUUGGACAGAGUCUGGUUUACAUUUACGUGGAUGGACAACAAAAACUGUCUGCGCCGCUCAAGUAUCCCACCAUGACUGAGCCUUUCACUUCCUGUUGCAUCGGUUCAGCGGGACACCGGACCACCACGCCCCCUCCCUCCCAGAUCCCAGACCCGCCCUUCUCCUCCGCCUCCACCCCCACCACGCGCUCCUCUCUGGGGGGCAUCCUGUCUCCGCACACCUGGGGCGGUUUGCUCGGGGGCAAACCUGAGUCUGUGACCAAACUGAUCUCGGCUGGGACACAGGACAGCGAGUGGGGCAGUCCAACCUCACUACAGGGGCAACUGGGGAGCGUGAUGGUGUUUCAUGAGCCUCUGCAGCCAAAUCACAUUAAAGCCAUCUGCAGUGCGGGUCCUAACUGCAUAUCUCCACUCAAAGCCCAGGAAUCUGAAAUUGGGGACCUUACAACUAAACUACUGCUUUACUAUUCGCCAAAGGCAUGUAAGAGCCCCAUCUGUCUGGAUCUUUCGCCCAACACACUGCACGGUCGUCUGACUGGGAACAAAGUGGUCAACUGGGAUAUUAAGGAUGUGAUAAACUGUGUGGGCGGUCUCCCGGUGCUGUUUCCCGUUCUGGAGCAGUUGGCCCUGGUCACUCCGGAUCCACAGACCUCAGAUCCCGGCUCCGGGUCUUCAGACUUCAUCACUCCAGACGUCUCCACACCUGCCGAGGGGGACUGGGUCAUUCUGCCGUCCACCCGAGCUUCAGAGUCAAGACUGGAGAAGAACUUGGUGGCCACUUUUCUGUUGGUCCUGAAACAUUUUCUCCAAAGACAUCCCAUAAACCAGGAGACUCUGCUCCACACACACGGAGUCAGCACUUUAGGAGCUCUUCUGCAAAAGCUCCCUGUGGGUCAUGUAGAUGUCAGUGUUCUGGUGGCCAUGCAGCUCCUGAUCGAGCAGGUGACAUGUGAGAAGAACCAGGCUCUGCUCCAACAGCUCCACUCACAUCUGCUCUUCAACUUCAACAUCUGGAAUAAAGGAGAUUUUCCACUGAGGAUAGGUCAUAUCCAGUACAUGUCCACAGUCAUCAAAGACAACAGGAAACAGUUCAGGAAGAAAUAUGGAGUCCAGUUCUUUCUUGAUGCUGCUCGUCUCUAUUAUGGGAGGAACAGCAACAAAGAGGGUGAUCUGAGCGAAGACGACAUCCGCACCAUCAGAGCCUCUCUUUAUGGACUCAUUAAGUACUACAUUGGAAAAGGCAUGUCCCAGGAUGAGAUGCACAGCAUGCUGGGAUACAUCGCUGCUAUCGGGGAUGAAGAACAGUUGUGUGGACUACUGGAGCUGUUACUGAGCCUCCUUCAGACGAGUCCUUCUCGGGAUCAGCUCUUCCUGCUCCUGUUUGAGCCGAGUGCUGCAGACUCCUGCUACGCUCUGCUCCUCAACCACAAACACUCAGACAGACUCAGGGAGCUGGUCUUCAAGUUGUUUGAGCGAAUGCUGCGCUGUGACCGUGUUUAUGAGAAAAACAAACAGAGGCUGAGGCUGAGGGAGGCGGGAUACUCCGGCCUCUCGCUCCUCUUCUCCGACCUCCACAUCACUCCCAGCCUGAUCCGAUGUCUCCUCAACCAGAUCCUACACACAGAUCAUAAUGUGAACUACAAAGACCUGAUGGCUCUGGUCCAGCUCACUCACCGAGCAGGUCCUAGUGUCCGCCUGUUCGUCUGCAAAAGGGUGCACCAGCUGCUCCAGUCCUCCCAGGAUGCAGCAGUUCAGAUGGCCAGACAGCAGUGUUGGCAGGACACUUUGAUGCGCUUAUAUCUGCGAGGAGACGGAUCUUUAAAUCUGAAAAACGCAGACUCUGUUAGCACGUGUAGCUUGGAAUUGAGCCGAAACUCCAACUCAAACCGCUUGGAGUUACCUCUUGAAAGAAGGACUCGAACUGGAAGCAACAGCAGAUUGGACAGACUUGAAGAUGAUAGAAUAAGCAUAGGAGACACCAGAUCUGUUGAUAGUUUAGAAAAUGAUGUUAUUUCGCUUUUGGAUACGCCGUCUUCGUCUGCGUCCACCGAACCACACAUCCAGACAAAGCCGUGGAUUGUGGGGAAGUCAGGGGGGUUGACACUGGACUUAUCCCACAUUCAGGGCUUCGAAGCUGGGGAGAGCGGGACGCAGACCCCCGGGAGCAUGCCCAGUACGCCGUCGCCCAUCGAAACGUCCAAACCUUUUCCGGGAAAUUCCAGUGAAAAAGAUCCAAACUCCUCCCUGAACGAAGACAGCUUUCUCUUCAGUGAUAAUAUUUCCCUGGGGGAGUCUUACAACAACACUGAGCGCGCAGAGGAGGAGUUGUGUUCGAUGCUGUUGGAGAUCGUCCUGUGUGUGAUGUGGAGAGGAGUGGAAGGCUCUGAUGACGCAGCCUGGUUAGAGCGAGGACAGGUUUUCUCUGCUCUUACCAAACUGGGAACAGCCAACGAACUUUUGCAGCCCGUCGACCAAAUAAAACUCGGCCUGAUGGAGCGCAUGUUGGAGUGGGCUGUGGGGGAUAAUCGUGAGGCGUCUGCGGCCUCUUUACCUCAGCACACAGAGAACGCUGUGCGCCUCCUACACCUGGUCCAGGACUUCCUCCAGGCCGAGGGGCUCAUAAACCCGGCUCUGUGGACGGAGAGGGUCUUGGAGGAGACGGUCACGCUCAUGGACAGUCUCAUGGUCUGGUACUCGGCCGGGACUCAGUGGUUUCAGCUGUCGCAGGUCGGACUCAGGCUCCUGCUCGGGUUCAUGGCACAAGAGGACACUGAUGUGUGUGCGAUGGCGACUGCUAAACUCAACGGUAUCCUCCAAACCAAAGAGAUCUCGAGUCAGGACGAGGCCUGUUACCUCCUGGGCAAAGUGGAGGGCAUCCUGAGACGUGCCAUCCAGGAGAAAACCGAAGAGACUUACUCUUUUCUGGUUCCGCUUUUACGAACUCUUCUGUCCAAAGUCCAUCGUCUCCUGUACAUGGAGCUGCACCUGCCCCAGCUCCCAGACACCAACGGCAGCCCGUCUUUCUUCGAGGACUUCAGGCUCUACUGUAGCUCUCCUGAAUGGCGCGUUUACCUCGAUAAAUAUAUUAUUCCCUACAUGAAGCAGUACGAGAUAGAAACUUUUAGCCAAGGUCACGAAACGAUGGCCCUCUACUGGAAGGAAUGCUACGAGACUUUUAUGGUCAGUCUGCACAAGAGAGAGAGGGAGAGAGGAGAGAGCAAGAUCCGAUUCCAGGAGCAGUUCGUGGAGCCAUUCUCACGACGCAGCCGCCAAGAAAACCUGAGAUACAACAGCAUGCUAAAGCUGCAGCACAGCCAGAACAGCGCCACCCUCAGGCAGUGGAAGGCAGCGCGCAGAGGCCUGGUCUGUGAGAGAGGGCCAUGGGCUGACAGGCAACAGGACGAAAUGCACUGGCGAGUGUCCAGUGCGGAGAACUUCUCACGGAUGAGACUGAAGCUGGUUCGAAACUAUCACUUUGACCCACACAAAGAGGCCAGCGCACUCCGAGAUAAUCUAGGUGUCCAUCAACAGCGCGUAAAUCCCGAUUCUAUCCUCCUGGAGGCAGUGAAGCAGGUCAAAGUGAGCGAUUUGGAAGACGAUAUUUUGGAGCUGCCUGAAGAGGAUCCCACCACUGCCAACAACCAAGCUGAGCUGGAGGAGGCCAGUCAGAAGGAGAAGCUGGUUCUGUGGGAGGACUGUGAGCUGGUGACGAUUGUGGACGUGGUCACGGGUCGACUGGAGCUCACGACACAACACAUCUACUUCUACGACAGCAGCCAGGAGAAAGAGGAGGGAGUGGGUCAUGAUUUUAAAUGGCCUCUGUCUCAGAUCAGGGAAGUUCAUUUACGGAGAUACAACCUGCGGCGUUCAGCUUUGGAAAUCUUUCUCAUCGACCAAACAAACUACUUCCUCAACUUCAAAAAAGAGGCGAGAAAUAAGGUGUACAGUCGGAUGCUGCUGCUGCGAUCGCUCAGUUUAUACGGGACCAGAUCUCCACAAGAGCUGCUCAAGGCAUCUGGGUUAACACAGAAAUGGGUGAACAGAGAGAUCUCCAACUUCGACUACCUGAUGCAGCUCAACACAAUCGCAGGCCGAACGUACAACGACCUCGCCCAGUACCCUGUCUUUCCAUGGAUACUCGCCGACUACACGUCAGAGGAGCUGGACCUGUCAGACCCUCGAGUUUUCAGAGAUCUUUCCAAACCGAUCGCUGUCGUCAAUGAACGCAACGCAAAAGCUGUGAGGGAAAAGUAUGAGAGUUUUGAAGACCCGACCGGCACCAUAGACCGGUUCCACUACGGGACUCACUAUUCAAACGCUGCUGGAGUCAUGCACUAUCUGAUCAGAGUGGAGCCCUUCACCUCUCUGCACAUACAACUGCAGAGCGGACGAUUUGACUGCGCUGAUCGACAGUUUCACUCCAUCCCUGGAACAUGGCAGACCCUUAUGGACAACCCCAACGAUGUGAAGGAACUUAUACCAGAGUUCUUCUACUUCCCAGAAUUCCUCGAAAACCAAAACGGUUUUGAUCUGGGUCGGCUUCAGAUCUCCAAAGAGAGGGUCAAUGAUGUUAUUUUACCGAAAUGGGCCAAGUCUCCCGAGGAUUUUAUCUACAAGCAUCGCAAAGCCCUGGAGUCGGAGUAUGUGUCUGCCCAUCUUCACGAGUGGAUCGAUCUGAUUUUUGGUUUCAAACAGAGAGGACCAGCGGCUGUGGAGGCGCUAAAUGUGUUUUACUACUGCACAUAUGAAGGAGCAGUGGAUCUCGAUGCUAUCACUGACGAAAAAGAGCGUAAAGCCGUGGAGGGAAUGAUCAGCAACUUUGGACAGACUCCGUGCCAAUUACUCAAGGAGCCCCAUCCUGUGCGUCUCUCUCAGGAGGAAGUGGAGAAGAGGAAGGCCCAGCUGGACUCCAGUCCCGUCAACAUGUUUGAACAAAUCGGCGACCUCAAAUCUUUCUUUGUUGAGGGCAUCAGUGACAAUGUCCCACUGGUCAAAGUUGUGGUGCCUAAAAACCAGUCCCACUCCUUCAUCACACAAGGAAGCCCAGACACUAUGGUUGCUGUGAGUCAGAACUGUAUGUUUGGGACACACGGCUGGCUUCCCUACAACAAAAACAUCUCCAACUAUUUCACUUUUAUCAAGGAUCCCACAGUCUCCAACCCAAAGACGCAGCGUUUCCUUUGUGGACCCUUUGCCCCCGGUGUGGAGGUGACUGCCGGGUUAUUUGUGGUUUCUCAUGACGGAAAACUCCUGUUCAGCGGAGGACACUGGGACAACAGCGUCAGGGUGACCUCUCUGGUCAAAGCCAAGACUGUGGGGCAGCACAUUAGACACAUGGAUAUCGUCACGUGCCUCUCGACAGAUCACUGUGGAAUCCAUCUGAUCUCAGGAUCCAGAGACACGACCUGUAUGGUGUGGCAGGUCCUUCAACAGGGGGGCGCUCCUGUAGGCCUCCAUCCCAAACCAGUGCAGGUGCUGUACGGUCACACAGACGAAGUGGUCAGUGUGAACAUCAGCACAGAACUGGACAUGGCCGUGUCUGGAUCCAAGGAUGGGACUGUAAUAAUCCACACGGUCCGUAGGGGGCAGUAUAUGCGUUGCCUCCGUCCUCCCUGUGACAGCUCUCUGCCCAUGUCCAUCCAGCACUUGGCCGUGUCCUGGGACGGUCACCUGCUCGUUCACACCUGUAUUGAGGGAAAAGCGUCUCUCAAGGAUAAAAACGCUCUGCAUCUGUACUCUGUGAACGGGAAGCACCUUCACUCGGAGCCUGUGAUGGAGCAGGUCACAGAUAUGUGUGUGUCCGGAGAGUUUGUGGUGAUCGGGAGUGAGCAGGGACACCUCUCCAUCAGGGACCUCUACAGUUUAUCUCUGUGUAUGGAACCUAUGGCGAUGCGAGUCCCCGUGCGCUGCGUCUCCGUCACCAAAGAGCAGAGCCACGUUUUGGUCGGACUCCAGGACGGAAAACUCAUCAUCAUCGGCGUGGGGCGUCCGGCCGAGAUGCGAUUCGGACAGAUCACCAGAAAACUCUGGGGCUCCAGCAAGAAAAUGAGCCAAAUAUCAUCGGGCGAGACUCUGUACAACACCCAAAAUGACCAGACUUGACCUUUGACCCCAGCGCUCCCACCUCCCGGCCUUCCCAAACCACAUUCCAGGAUCCUCCCUCUCAUCCACACCUGCCAGUCAUUCAGCAUUCACUCCCAGUAUUCCUUUAUACACAGACAGUAGAAAAUAGUAGACCAGUGAAUUAAAGCGAAAAUACAGGUAUGAGCAGAGGUGGGUAGAGUAGAGUAAUGCCACGCUGUUGAACAUUUUAACAAAGCAACGAUUUAUCCAUAAAAACAUACCCCAACCAGAAAAGUGACUUAGUGCGCAUUUAAUUAUGGUUCAGUCUUUUAAUAAUAGCCUAACUCUAAUCCUUAACCUUAAAGAGGGGCUAUUAUUGACUUACAAUUAACUUUUUGGAGCUUUCUACCAUGUUAUAAAGUUGUUUCCUCUUCAAAAAUACGCCUGAAGAGGGUUUUAGGUUACGUUUAUUUAUAUUUACUGAAACGAAUCACCGUAUCACCAUAUCGGAAGCAAUUUGCGUCCAGACACGUCGUUUCUGUGUCUGCAAUCAAAGCCUUCCCUAUCCACACAGCUUUGAGCAUAUUUGUUUACAUUUUACAGAAAGGAAACGUAAAACCGCAUGGCUAAUUUUUAUAAACUAAGCACUCAAAAAACAGGUCACUAUUGUGCGCUGAUGCGGUUCAGCUUCUGUCAGAAUAAAGGACAAGACUCAGCUGACUAUGAGUGUUCUUUCUGUGACAGAGGGGUGUUCUGCUGAUGGUGAGUCUGUUCUGUGCUUCUAUCGUGUUGGAGAUGGUUCAUGUUAAACUUUUCAGAGAUUAUACGUCUGCAGGUCGUACGCACAGACCGUAUAUAUGAAUGGACAUAUAUUCUAGCCUCUUAGCGUUUUGGCGGUGAAUUACUUCGCGGCGUAUAGACCUACAUCAGCGUAUCAGUGUUUUCAGGUGUCCACACAGUGCUGGAUCAGAUCUGUAAUCAGAUGAAUACAUGGGAGCUGGCGGCACCAGAUUGUUCCAUCUCUGGAGUCGUUUUCCAUCGGAUUACUGUGAACGAAGACUGCAUCCACAACAAAAACAACUCAAAUAAUGUACUAGUGUGGAAUGGAUGGGGCCUUAAAUGUCAUCUAUGUAUGUUUGAGUAAUCCAGCGAUCUCUCCUGGGCCCUAUCCAAACCCUCUUUACGAUUAGCUGUAAGAUUUUGUCCAAUGCUCAGCUCACAAACCUACGUCACCCAUGCUCCCACACGGCAAUUCUCCGUAAAUAUACAAAAACAUGAUACAAAAAAACUACAACUUCACAAACCUGACAGUUUUUUAGGAGAAAUAUAUCACUUUAAAAACAAUAAAAGGUAACAUGGUAAUCUAAAUGUUAUAUUAUGUGUUAUAAUUUGAGAUUAAUGUAACUCAAAAGACAAAACAUUAAAGUAUAUACAACAUUUUCAAAGGAUAGACACUAAAGAAAACCUUUAAGAGUAUAAGAGUACUGUUACAUUGUUAAAAUACUCAAGUAAAAAUAUCAAGUAUUGUCUGAAAAUGACUUUAGACUGACUUACCAAUUGUAUUAAAAAGUUACCAAAGUAAACAUUUAACUUAGCUCUACCCACCUCUGUCUAGUAUUAAGAAACAUUCAAUUUGUUGUUUUCAAAAUCUGCAAAUUGUACCCAAAUUUUUCCAUAAAAUAUUAUAAAAUUGUAUAAAAUGUAAUAUCUGAAACUCAGCAAUUUGAAGAUUAACUGACUUGACAAUCCUGAAAGCUUUUGUAUGCCAGAUGCCCUACCCGACUCACUCUAAUUAUCAUUUUUUAACCUCUGAACAUAACCGGGAUUUGAAGUACUUUUAAAGAAACAAAUGUAUUAACUUAGUAUUGGUGUAGGUGUUGUUAGUCCUUACGAUGUCUAAACUGGUCCACUAUUUUUCUACAUGGUCUUUUCUAUAUUAAAACACUACUUCAGAUUGGUUUUUACGGUGCUGGCGCUUAAAUCUCAAUCUAAAGUAGCCCCCGAACCACUUUAAAACACCACUACGACUUUAUUUUCGAUCAUUCUCAUUUUAUAAUCAGCCGAAAUGUUCACCAACGCAUCGCUGGUUCUCUUAGGAAUUCUCGAUCGCUAGCGUGUGUGACACCUCUGUAUGUGUUUUUCGAAUGUUUUUCCAUGCUUUAAAGGUGUACUGCGUAACUUUUCUGGGGUUUGGGUGGGUUUGUCUCCAUGGGGAUGUGUGCGCUUUGUCUGGAAUGUUCCACGGUAUGGCAUUACACUAAACUAAUCUUGCUUUUUUUCAAUUACAGGUGUUGCUUUUGCUAAACAUCGAAAAACAUGCAUUUUUUCAAGGAGAUUGAGAAGUUUAAUGCCAUAUUUUGGAACAUUCUGUGGAACACUACAGGGGAAAGCAUUCUGACGAAAAAGUUACGCAGUGCAGCUUUAAAUAUAGUUUUAAGUGGCCUUUUUUUGGCUUGUUCAGACCACGCCUUAUGCAGUAACACCAGAUCAAUGCUACCACUUACAAGACCAAACACUAUGCCGAAGUUUUUAUACAUUUGUUAAUAUUGUGAAUGUCUUUUUUUAUGUUAUUUUUUUCUUUGCAUGUUUGUAGAAAAUUCACGUUGAGAAUGCAGUCUGUUUCGUCAUGUUUUAAAACCCUAACACUACUUUUUUUUUUACAGUUUCAGCCUCAAAUCAGUCUCGUCUUUCGAAUCCCUGUCUUUACUGAAUAUCUAAGUUACUUGAAGACGUUUUAUUUAUAACUAAGUAGCAGUUUUAAUCAUAUUUUCCCUUAGUUUUCCAUGUUAUUUAACUUUGACUGUUUUGAAAUCCAUAAAAUGAAGACAGAAAAUUCGCUGAAGGGCUAUCCAAGCUAAGCAAUACAAGUCAGUGCUUUCUUCCUAGUCCCAAAACGCCAUAUUAUUUGGGUUUACUAGUCUUCCCUUAACUUAAAUUGGGACUUUAUAAUCUAUUUAAUUCAACUACUUUUCGUUCCAGCUAAUUACAUUUAAUAAUUUUGUAAACGUAGAUUUUUUUUGUUAUUUUUGUUAAGACCUUUAUCUUCCCAAAUCAGUGCGUAGAUGCCAUAGUUGUUGAUUAUAUAAGGGGCAAACUGUGGAACGUUCUAGGCAAAGCUACAUCUCCACGGAGACGACCGGAAAAGUGACACGGUGCGACUUUUAAGCAUUUUUACAGCCAAAUAUUUUUCAGCAUAAGUCAAGUUUCUGUUUUGAAGUGUAAAUUCUCGGGCUUCUGCAAUGCUGGUGGUUUCUUAAGGUAAAGAUUUGACCUAAAAAUAUCUAAAUAAUAAUAAUGAUCAUUCAAAAAACACAAAACUAUAUUACUUUGAGAAAUCAUUUUGUGUCUUUACAAUGUUUUUUCAUGUUCAUUACA
Messenger RNA from Boleophthalmus pectinirostris (great blue-spotted mudskipper), 12064 nucleotides. It is a transcript of the gene nbeal1, whose product is annotated as neurobeachin-like 1. Gene Ontology annotation, molecular function: protein kinase binding. The transcript is spliced from 56 exons. Gene Ontology annotation, cellular component: membrane; cytosol. The coding region runs from base 452 to 8728 and encodes 2758 amino acids. The record is from RefSeq and is a predicted model, not a curated record. NCBI's taxonomy places the organism in Eukaryota, Metazoa, Chordata, Actinopteri, Gobiiformes, Gobiidae. Gene Ontology annotation, biological process: intracellular protein localization.